AUGGACCCAGUCAUUCGUCAUGGCACAAAACAAUGGCUGUGUGUGAUGAACUCUUCAGAUCCGACCGUCUCGUCUCUUUGUUGCUGGAAGGAGACUGACGACAGCGGUUUUGUUGAUCCUGUACCGUAUCGCCGCUUGACCUGUCCUGAUGAAACAGUAGCGUUGGGCUCUCAGUGCAGAAAUCAAUUCAGAAACCGCCAGUGA
Molecule: messenger RNA, 204 nt
Organism: Seminavis robusta
Lineage: Eukaryota; Bacillariophyta; Bacillariophyceae; Naviculales; Naviculaceae
Source: the annotation of a GenBank genome assembly